UUCAAAGAGCCGGCUCUUGGAACCGGAUCGUUCUUCACCGGCACAUCACUAACGCGUUGCGACUCCCUCUGCGGUCACGCGACGUCAGCGGUAGCGUAACGGACGCAGAUGUGAACAACACACGCGACAACCGGCUCUCAUUUAUUUAUUUAUUUUAGCAUUUAUACCGUGAGUGGACCUCGGUGACACCUGGGCCGUCAUCUCUGGAGGACGGUACGACCGCCGCGUUUGAAUUAAACCGUGUCGGGGACACGCUAACGAAGCUGCGAGUGGUUAGCUUAGCAUAGCUGGUGAACUUUUCACGCACAGACCCGAGCGAGCUAACGGGGCAGGUGAAGCUAUCAGCUAAAGACAAGGACGGACUCUGAACUCCACAAGGGCAAGAAUAUCAGCUGGAUCACUAAGCCUGUCCGACUCCCUUGUGUCGUCCAUCCGAUAGCCAGCUGUUCUCCGGGCGGCGGAGGAAACUAGUCAUGAAGAGCCUCCCGUACUUCUGCCGGGGAGAGGUCAUUCGGGGCUUCGGGAGAGGCAGCAAAGAGCUGGGGAUCCCCACAGCUAACUUCCCUGACUCGGUGGUGGACAAUCUUCCAGCAGAUAUCGGCACAGGGAUCUACUAUGGCUGGGCCUGUGUCGGUAAUGGUGACGUGUACAAAAUGGUGAUGAGCAUCGGGUGGAACCCAUACUACAAAAAUACCAAGAAAUCCAUGGAGACCCAUGUCAUUCACACAUUCAAAGAGGACUUUUAUGGGGAGAUCCUCAGCGUCGUCAUGGUGGGCUACAUCCGUCCGGAGAGAAGCUACGACUCACUUGUAGAAGCCCUCAUUACAGCCAUCAGCAAUGACAUUGAAGAGGCUAAGGCCAAGCUGGAGCUCCCAGAGCAUCUCAAACUGAGAAAGGACAACUUCUUCACGAGCGUUCCCAGCUCCUCAUCAGCCGCGCCCUCCACUGCCGCAUCUACGUCCCAGACUAUUAUGAAUGGCCACUGACAUCUGGCUAUGACUACAGCAGCUGUUGUAUGUGCGCGCACACACUCUGUAUACACACAGGUGUGUUUGUAUGUACCUAUUAAAAUGCACAGCCUCAUUCUGAGAUCUGCUUGCUGUCGCCAUGGCUGCGCACGGACACAAACAUAACCAACCAAUCUUUUUUUUUUCUUUUACUUUGUCAGUGUGUCUGUUUAACUUCUGUUAUUUGUUUGUUGCAGACAUCCAAUCCCUUAAUAGAUCACGUUUAUUUGUAUAAUGCGCGCACCAGAUUGCCUGAAGCUCUUAGGUCUCAGUAGCCGUCUUUCCAUCAGUGUAUUUUUAUUCAUUUUUGAAGUACUGCAUUAGAAAAGGUUGAUGGAAACGUCAAAUUUUAAAACAAACUUCCUCAGGUUUGCCAGAAUUUUUGCUCACGAGGUUGGUUUUGUGGCUUACACAUGUGCUCACAUGGCUCUAUAAUAUAUCCACAAUUGUUCCACAUAGAUAUGACCUAAAUUUCCUCACAUUAAUACAUGGAACAAACAAAAAUGUCACAAUUUUAUUAAUCAUCAUCAUCAUAUAGACAAAUGAUGAGACAUGGCACAAUGACAAAGAGUGAAAGGGAAGAAGGAAAUAAAUAAAACAAAAAAAAGUAAGUAAAUAAGUGACGGCUUAGUGUUAAAUAAGCGUCCUGGGACAUUGUACUAAAUUUAAAAAAAGAAAAAAAAAAUAGCUGAUCAACUAGAAGUCUUUUUAGAUUUUUAAAAUAUGUAAUCAUGGGUUGCCAUCUGGCAAAAUAUUUCUCUGUGGAGCCUUAUGUGUACUUGAUUUUCUCAAGUUUAAGAAAAAACAUCAAGUCCUCUAACCAGGACGAAGCUGACGGAGGGCCAGAAGAUUACCAUGACAUUAGUAUCCUCCUGCGUGCCAAGAGGGAAGAGAAUAUCUAUCAUGUUUUCUGUUUGACUGGCUCUUUUAAUUACGUCAUCUUGUUGGAAAGCAUUUAUUUCCACUCUUUAUUCUCUUUUGCCGAUUUACUCGAAAUUCAGUUCUGUAUAUUAUGACUGUAUAUUUUGAAUCUUUUCUGUGAGAAGGUACCUAAACAUAUUUUGGGAUGAGGGAAACCACAAAACACAGUUUGUAACAACCUGUACGUAAAGAUUACAGAUCUCAUAUAGGCUGUAAACUGAACUCUAAACGCUGUUUAGCCGAGGCUUUUAGUCCUUUUCUGUUGCAAUUUGUUUCUGCAUCACAUGGUUAGAAAGAAAGUCUGGGCAUUAUUCAUUAUUAUAUCUGUAACAAAGCACUGGUUGCACUGAGACUAUAUGCAACAAUAUGGCUGAAUGCAAGACAUCUGUGUGAAAACGGGGAGGUUAAAUUAUGAAAUUGUGUAAAAUUUAAUGGUAUUAAAGUAUCCUUGCUUUAUUUUCUACUUUUCUCUUCUUUUCCUUUUUCUUUUUUGACACAAACUCUCUCCUGUUUAUCACUGCCCAAGAAAUGGUCCUGUUACAUUGGACUGAUGGGAUUUGGAGUUUUUGAUGCAUCAUGCAGAUAAAAGCUUGUAGACUGGAAACAUGGUUAUUUAUUUAAAAACUGUGUAGAAAAACGUCGCCCUUUGGAUUCGAAUGGUACUGUCCUAACACUUCGAACUGCAUUUUCAUUGUCAGCCAAAUAAGUUCUUAUGAGUUAGGUUUUUUGCAUUUUUCACUGCAGCUUGCCUGAUGCUCUGUCUGCCUCUCUGGGGUUGUUACAAAUAGUAAAACAUGGAUGAUGAGAUGAGACAGAGAAGCAUGAUGGCCACAGCUCCUGUUCCCUGCUUUGAUAUUUACAAAGGACAACAGUUUUUGAAGUGCAUGAACACAAAUGUAUAAGAUUAAAAAUAUGAAAGAAUGAUCAAACAGAAAAUUCUACAAUACACAUUGUUUAUUUAGUUUAUGGGGCCCUUUUAAAAUUAUUUUGAAAUGUUUGCCUCCAACAAUUAUAUUCAAAAAUUGUUCAAUUGACCAAGGGUUGCGUAGGUGUGUGUGUGUGUGCGUGCCUGCAGCUGUUAUGCUUUUACAAAGAAAAUUAUAUGUAACUUUCUAAUAUACAACCACAGUAAGCUUCUUUAAACCCUUGUAAAAUAUUGUUUCAAAUGUCUCAAAUCUGAGUCUGUCUGUGAUUUUUGGGCUUAAAGAUUGUAUUGUAAUUUAGUUAAAAAAUAUUUCAGAGCAAUAUGAAUGUUGACAUUUAUCAUGCAACUAUAGCUCUGACCCAAGAAGAGUUUAGCCGUUUUCCCUUCUUUUUACAGUCUGGUAGUUUUUUUUGUUUUGUUUUUUCAUGGAUUUAAAGUCUCUAACAGCCUGAAAAUGGUUUUCAUUAAGGCCAACUGAAAGAAUGAAAGACCCAAUACAGAAAGUAGUACUUCACUGUAAUUGUGUUUUUUAAAAAUUCACUGCUAUAUAAAGCUUUUCUUUUGUGUUGAAUGCUAUGUUAUCCAUUAUAUUCAUCCUCUAAAGCACUUAAUGUACAGAAGAAAUCUCACUGUAACUUUGAAUUGUAAUGUGCUGCUUCUUCAAACCAGAUUUACUGAAGUAGGGUCAAAAGUUUUUCCAGGCUCAUUUGUUGCAGUUACUUGUAAUAGUUUACACCGGGACCAGGGUUACUGCAUGUAUAGUUUUCAUUCUUGUGUAAUAUAUAAUUUAAUCAAAUAAAUAGUUUGAUCAAGCCUGUAGCCUGA
Messenger RNA from Larimichthys crocea (large yellow croaker), 3678 nucleotides. RefSeq names its product riboflavin kinase (gene rfk). Lineage: Eukaryota; Metazoa; Chordata; Actinopteri; Sciaenidae. Gene Ontology annotation, biological process: riboflavin biosynthetic process; FMN biosynthetic process. Gene Ontology annotation, cellular component: mitochondrion. The record is from RefSeq and is a predicted model, not a curated record. The transcript has 4 exons. The coding region runs from base 474 to 986 and encodes 170 amino acids. Gene Ontology annotation, molecular function: riboflavin kinase activity.